Messenger RNA from Symbiodinium sp. CCMP2592, 558 nucleotides. The record is from the annotation of a GenBank genome assembly. NCBI's taxonomy places the organism in Eukaryota, Dinophyceae, Suessiales, Symbiodiniaceae.
AUGAGGCUACUGUGGAGGACAGCAGGGAUACGUACGGAAGUCAGCUCUGGCCGGCGGCUGUGUGCAUUGCGAGCGACCUUCUGCGUAUGCCAGAGAUCGUUGAGGGCGCAGUUUCCCUUGGACUUGUUGCGCAAAGCUGCCGCCACACAUGGAGCGACAGUCUCGGAGAAGCUCGAGACGAGGGUCUUGGACUUCGCAGACCCAAUGCCCUCUGCUGUCGUCAUGUCAACUCGCCAUCGUGCAGAGAAGGUUCCUCCUCUUGCACUGACACUUCCGGAUCACGACGUCCUCGUUGCCGCGGACGUGGGCUACUCCAAAGCACUUGCUUGGCGACUGGGUGAGCACUGCCGAGAGUCCCUGAAGAAGGGAAGGCGAGUGCUGGUUUGUGAGAGCCGACAGAUGCCGGAGUGCCGCCUGGCCUUCUCCGAGGCAUUGAACCUUGGUCGGGAGCGGGUCCAUCGUCUGGAAUCUCGGACGCCGCUGCAGGUGGAGACUGGUGCACUUCGAUGCCGGGAGUCCAUACCAAGUCUUUGGUAUUUGGAUGCCACGGGAGGCUGA